AGGAAUGCACAGCUGACAGAUGCAGCCGAGUUCCAUGUCAACAUGGAGGCAAGUGCCUGACUAGCGAUAAUUCAGCAGUUUGUCUCUGUCCGUUGGGGUUUUCGGGAGACUUGUGCGAAAUCCGUGUUGAUUUACAGGUGCCUUCUUUCAAUGGAUCCAGCCACCUCCGCUAUCGCGGCUUGGCAGAGAGUGCCCUGACUUGGCUAGACUUCGACAUUACUUUCAAACCGACAGCUCCUGAUGGCCUCAUGAUUUACAACGGGCAUCGCAUGGACGGCACCGGCGACUUUAUGGGCCUCUACUUGAACGACGGCUUCGCAGAGUUCAUCUACGAUUUAGGAACCGGAUCGGUCACGGCCAAGAGUCAGUAUCGCUUGGCUCUGGGAGAGUGGCAUCAGGUGAGGAUCUCCCGCACCGGCAGAUUAGCCAUCCUAUCCGUGGACGGUCAACUCCCGGUGGAGGUUCUGUCCCCCGGGGCCUUCACUCAAUUAUCUCUACCUCAAAAUCUAUAUCUGGGAGGCGUCCCCAACUUCGGAGUCGUCUCCCCGAAACUGAAAGUGAGGACCGCAUUCGUGGGCUGCAUCCAGAAGGUCGGUAUAAACGGGCGGCCGCUGUCGAUCCUCGCCGAGGCACUAGGUGGCGCUAACGUCGACAACUGCCCGCAUCCUUGCGUGGCGCGUCCCUGCGGGGAGGACGGGGAGUGCUUGCCGGAGAUGGAUUACUUCACUUGCAG
Molecule: messenger RNA, 733 nt
Organism: Leptinotarsa decemlineata (Colorado potato beetle)
Lineage: Eukaryota; Metazoa; Arthropoda; Insecta; Coleoptera; Chrysomelidae
Product: pikachurin
Molecular function (GO): calcium ion binding
Source: RefSeq, a predicted model, not a curated record